Musa acuminata subsp. malaccensis (wild Malaysian banana) is the source of this 1853-nucleotide messenger RNA. Its product is annotated as probable protein phosphatase 2C 42. Lineage: Eukaryota; Viridiplantae; Streptophyta; Magnoliopsida; Zingiberales; Musaceae. The record is from RefSeq and is a predicted model, not a curated record. Gene Ontology annotation, molecular function: cation binding; protein serine/threonine phosphatase activity. Gene Ontology annotation, biological process: peptidyl-threonine dephosphorylation.
UCUCACCCAUUAACUUCUGCCACUGAUCCUUCCGACAUGAUGUGGGUUCCAUGGAUAAAGGCAAACAUGGCGUCUGAUAAGUUGUGGGUGCCUUCACGAGUCACGUUUUGCGAUGUGGGGAAUAAGCGACGAAAGGUCCUCACAGCGGACCAUAUUCCCCUCUCAAAGGCCGCUCUGUCGCCUCCGCCGCCGGCCGCUCUAGACUGCGCGCUCCCCCCGCCAUCCUGCGCACCUCUCCCUCUUCUUCUUAUUUCCUUUCUCCUCUCUUCUCUUCUCGCCGUAUCUUCAUAUCUUUCCAUCUCUAUCGCCGGAGGGGAGGAGAUCCCCUCUGGGGUUGUCGCGGUAGGGGGGUGAGGUAGAGCUAGGGUUUUGGCGAGAGAUGUGGGAUGCUGCGACAGUUGAUGAGGCUGCUGACGUCGCUGUGGAGGCCGUUUGGCGGGAGAGGAGGAGACGCCGCAGGCGGGGGCGGUGGUGGUGACGGGGCCACGGGACGGGAGGGGCGGGAUGGGCUCCUCUGGUACCGCGACCUCGGCCGCUGCGCGGGUGGCGAGUUUUCCAUGGCCGUGGUCCAGGCCAACCAGGUUCUCGAGGACCAGAGCCAGAUCGAGUCCGGCCCCUUCGGCACCUUUAUCGGCGUCUACGAUGGCCACGGUGGCCCCGACGCCGCGCGAUACGUCUGCGACCAUCUCUUCUCCCGCUUCAGAGAAAUUUCAUCUGGACCACAGGGCGUGACAUCUGAUGGCAUCCGAAGAGCUUUCUUAGCAACAGAAGAAAGUUUUAUUACACUGGUUUCUCAACUAUGGAACACUCAACCAGAUAUAGCAACUACAGGUUGCUGCUGCCUUGUUGGUGUUAUCUGCCAGAGGACCCUCUACGUAGCGAAUCUUGGUGAUUCUCGUGCUGUUCUCGGAAAGAAGGUUGGCAACACCGGUGAGAUUGCAGCAAUAUCAUUGUCAAGUGAUCACAAUGCUAAUGUGGAGGCUGUAAGGCAGGAGCUUAAGGCACAUCACCCAAAUGAUCCAGAAAUUGUUGUUCUUAAACAUGGAGUUUGGAGAAUCAAAGGCAUCAUACAGGUUUCUAGAUCUAUAGGUGAUGCAUACAUGAAAUAUGCUCAGUAUAACCGAGAACCAAUCAAUUCAAAGUUCAGAAUACCCGAACCCAUGAACAUGCCUAUCUUGACUGCCAAUCCAUCUAUCACGACUCAUCAUCUUCAACCAAGUGACUCUUUCCUCAUAUUUGCUUCAGAUGGUCUGUGGGAACACCUAAGUGACCAAAAGGCAGUUGAAAUUGUUCACAGUCAUCCACGUGCAGGAAGUGCAAAACGACUCAUCAAAGCUGCUCUCCAUGAAGCGGCUAGAAAACGAGAAAUGCGAUACUCAGAUCUCAAAAGGAUUGACAAGAAGGUCCGUCGACAUUUUCAUGAUGAUAUAACUGUCAUUGUUAUAUUCCUAAAUCAUGAUCUUAUGGUCAAAGGUUCCACACAAGGGCCUCAGUUAUCAGUUAGAAGUGCUUUGGACCAUUGAAGCAUAUGAAGAGUUCUUUGAGAAUUGUCGGACUCUCUCUAGCCGACAAUUAACACAACAUGUGUUGAAGGUUGUGUUGUUUGAAAUAUUGACUACUUAGUGGAAAGCCUUUAAACUUAUUAACAAGGCCCAGACUGAUACAAUCACAUAGGUCAUCAGUCUGGACCAACUGUUUGUGGGGUUUCAAUGACUACAGAAAGAUUAUCAUUUUUCUUCCAUUUUAAAGUCGAUGUUUAUCUUGUAUCCUAAAUUAUUGUGCCACCGGGUGUUGUAAUUUGACAACUAUGGAUAGCAAUUACGAAUAAAUCUGUCCUCGAUGUUCUUUAGUUC